ACUUUUCGAAAAUAAAAUGAAAAUUUGAAUUUGGAAUUUAAAACCAGAUAUUGCGAUGUUAGGUAGAUUGAAGUUUCUUACUGCAACAUUGCAAAUCUACACACUGUACAGUGUACACAGAGAGCACAAGUCGUAAACUUUAUGUACUGAUCUAAGCAAUAUAUAAAUAAGUAGAUGGAUGCUACAAGCUUUUCUUAUGAAGAAAUUAAUCAACCAUACUACUUUGAGUCUGACCACCUUGCACUUAAAGAAAAUUCUGACUAUCGAAAUUUGCUUCACACUAUUGCUAUAUUGGAAGCUCAGAGACAGCAAGCAGCACAGGAUAUAGAAACUCUUUACAAGGCCCAAGAUGAGGCCUUGGUAGAUCCCUUGACAUUUGUCAAAAACCUCCAGAAUGGGAAAGAUUUGUGUUUACCCAAACCUCAAAAGGUUUCUCCACUCCCAGAUAUUCAAUGGGACAAGUACACAACUAGUGCUAACUUCACUUCAUUUGGUACUUCUCGUCACAUGACCAGAAAUAAAAAAAAUGCACCAGACCAAGGAGAUCAGGUGCAGAGUUUAAAAUCAAAACUGGCUUUGGGCUUAAGUUCAUCAGCAUCAUCUUUAAAUGCUGAGCGCUCUGGAUCAGACAGUGAAGUAGUUGUUGUGAGAGGUCGGCAGCGUGAUAGCACCAAACCUGCCACCUUUAAUAAAUUAUGGACAGAUGAGGAACAACAAAGGCUAGAGAGUUUACUAAUUCAGUUUCCACCAGAAGAAAUAGAAUCUCGGCGGUGGGCUAAAAUAGCUGAUGCUUUGGGUAAUAGAACUCCAAUACAAGUAGCCAGCAGAGUACAAAAGUAUUUUUUAAAAUUGGCAAAGGAAGGAUUGCCUGUUCCUGGGCGAAUGCCUAACGUUACAGCAUACUCUAAAAGGGGUUCCCAUCGCCAUCAUCGUUACAGCCGCAUGUAUGGUUCCUGUUCUACAUUUUUAAAAUCUCACGUUCCACCUGUGUGGAUGAAAGAGGAUGGGGAAGAUCCAGGAGCACCUAUUCAAAGCUUUUUGGAGAAUGCUGGGACAUCAGAGACAAAUAGUCAAAAAGGCGACUCUUCUGAUGAAGAUAAUUAUCCUGAAGAAGUUCUGAACAGUGCAGAAUACAAAGAACUACAACAGCUGAGAAGACUCAGAAAAGAAAAAAUAGCCCAAGAGCAGUCUGUAGUUGCUAGACACAUUGGUUUUAAGUGUGAUAACUGUGGAUGUGAACCUAUUGUUGGCACAAGAUGGCAUUGUAUCGACUGUCCUCCAAAUUUAUCUUUUGAUUUUUGUGAUGAUUGUAGUGUUGUAACAUUUCAACAGGAUAAUCAUGAUUCCAGUCAUCGCCUGCAACCAUUUAAACAUGCUGUUUUGGAUUCAGACUAUAUGAGUUAUACUAAAACUGAUUAUAACUACUUGGAUCCAAAUUAUAUGCCAGCUAGUUAAUGUAGCUGAUUGUGAAAUAUUUUUUCAUGUUUUAUGUUCAUUGAAAAUAUUUGUGAAGAAUUAAAUAGUGAAAUCUGAAAAGUUUGCAACUCCUUUUGUUUUAGAAUCUAAUUUGAUAAGAAUUAGAACAAAAUUUGCAAAAAAAUUAAUACUAGAUACCUUUUGAUAUGUAGUGCUAGGCUAAACUUCAACAGAGCUG
Messenger RNA from Physella acuta, 1654 nucleotides. RefSeq names its product ZZ-type zinc finger-containing protein 3. Gene Ontology annotation, molecular function: zinc ion binding. The record is from RefSeq and is a predicted model, not a curated record. NCBI's taxonomy places the organism in Eukaryota, Metazoa, Mollusca, Gastropoda, Physidae.